AUGGAAGUGACAAAGGAGUCGGUGGACGAGUUAUACUACCUCUUGGAACCAUUUAUUGACAUUGUGACGAUGAGAAACGAGGCACCCACAACAACAUGUGUGCUAGCUUCAAUGCACGAUUUAGUGUACACAUUUUUUUGUGACCAUUACUGGGAUACUGAAGGUAUCGUCCUCAAAAUGAUUCAGGACAUAGUAUCUUCAUUCUCUAAAGGACGUUACGAGAAGUUUAAGGCUGUGUCCGACGAUAACCUCAUCUUAGCACUUGAGAGUGAGUUCAUCAUCUGGAAAAGAGUCAGGAAGUGCUUGAAAACGACUUUUAUGUCCGUCGACAAUUUGGUACAUUGCAACUACGUCAACACGAUGUUAAAUUGUGCGUACCGGGAUACAUUCAUGAAACAGUCUCAAGCGGAGACAAGUAAGCGAAUAAUGGGGGAGAUAUCGAAAUGGAGACUCAACGGGAAACGUCUCA
Messenger RNA from Entamoeba invadens IP1, 469 nucleotides. Its product is annotated as cullin, putative. Lineage: Eukaryota; Evosea; Mastigamoebida; Endamoebidae. The record is from RefSeq and is a predicted model, not a curated record. The transcript has a single exon. The annotation marks the transcript as partial.